AUGUCGGUCUUUUCCAGCAUAAAAUUCGCGACCCUUGGCCUUCUCGUAUCAUAUCUUUCUGGAGUAGUGAGAGGCCUGGAUGUGCCGCCAGCGGGCGGUUUAGGGAGUGGCUUAGCGGGCGGUGCAGGAGAUAAGCCUCUACCUGGAGUUGGUGGAAAUGGGGGCUUGGGAGAAACAGUUCAGGGCCUUGGUAUUGAUCAAAUUCUCAAUCUUGACCUGGAUAAUCAAAAAAAACUCGUUGGUGUAGGAGGCCAACAGGGUGAAGCAAAGAUCGACGUUCUGGCGGCAAAGCGUGCUAAAGAGAACAACAGUACAGCCGAGGAGGAGAAGCAAAAAAUCAAGGACAACCAAAAGAACGACAAGGAUACAAAGCGAAAGGCGGAAGAAGACCUAAUAGCAGGUCGCCUCAAUGCAUUUUAUGCAUAUGGUAUGCAGAGUGUCGGGCAAAACGUUCGUCCCAAAUGGGUGCUGGUCUUCGAGAAUGCGUUCACUGCCCAUGCAUAUUUCGGCCAGGUGAUGCAAGACUAUCAGGAGUAUUACAAAAAGAGCAGAGAGAACUCCAAAGAUCCACGUCCUCAUCCACAGAUCUUCAUUUUCCCUCAUGGUGUCGGGCCUGACGGGUUGGAGCGAGUCAAGAAAUACAAGGACUAUGCCAAUAAGUUGUUCUUUAACCCAGUUGAUGAGAAGACUAUGCAGCUGCCUGUUAUUCCGGUGCAGGACAAAUAUGGUUAUGUCUUGCACAGCACUGGUUAG
Molecule: messenger RNA, 753 nt
Organism: Penicillium expansum
Lineage: Eukaryota; Fungi; Ascomycota; Eurotiomycetes; Eurotiales; Aspergillaceae
Exons: 4
Coding region: 1-753 (250 amino acids)
Source: RefSeq, a predicted model, not a curated record